GUAAACAAUCGUAGAAGAAGAAGAGCAGGAGCACAAGAAGAGGAAGAGGAGGACUGAGUCGGAGCAGAGGAAGAAGAAGAGCGGAGUUAUUGAUCACUGAUCGAUCCGAGAGAUGUACUACUAUCGCUAUGACAACCCUGAGGUCAGCUGCUGCUACAAGUACCUGAUGUUCAGCUACAACAUCAUCUUCUGGCUGGCCGGAGCCGCCUUCAUUGCCAUCGGGUUCUGGGCGUGGAGCGAGAAGGGGGUUCUGUUGGACCUGAGGGUGACCCAGCUGCAUGGCUUUGACCCGGUCUGGCGUCUGGUGGUGGGCGGAGUCACGUUCAUCCUGGGCUUCGCCGGCUGUGUGGGAGCGCUGCGGGAGAAUAUCUGCCUGCUCAAGUUUUUUUCCGGGGUGAUCGGGUUCAUCUUCUUCCUGGAGCUGACCGUGGCGGUUCUGGCCGUGGUUUUCCAGAGCCAGGUCCGAGAGUGGCUCAACAACUUCUUCCUGCAGAACAUCAAGGGCUACCGGGACGACAUCGACCUGCAGAACCUCAUCGACUCUUUGCAGAAGAUGAACCACUGCUGCGGGGCCCAGGAACCCGACGACUGGAACCUCAACGUCUACUUCAGCUGCAACGGGACCCAUCAGAGCCGGGAGAAGUGCGGCGUCCCGUUCUCCUGCUGCGUCCCCGACCCUGCCGACUCGGUCCUGAACACCCAGUGCGGCUACGAUGUGAGGAAGCAGGACGGGAAAGAAUGGAGUGAAAAGAUCUUCAUCAAAGGGUGCAUCCCGGCGCUGGAGGAAUGGCUUCCUCGCAACCUGUACACCGUGGCCUUCAUCUUCAUCGUCAUCUCUCUGCUGCAGAUGGUGGGGAUCUAUCUGGCCCGAACCUUGAUCGCCGACAUUCAAAAGGUCAAAUUCAGCCAUUAACCCCCGCGGUGGGCGGAGCCUCGGCCCACCCGGUGGGCGGAGCCUCGGCCCUCUUGGUGGGCGGAGCCUCGGCCCGCGGUGGGCGGAGCCUCGGCCCCCUUGGUGGGCGGAGCCUCGGCCCCUUGGUGGGCGGAGCCUCGGCCCUCCCGGUGGGCGGAGCUUCGGGCCCCCGGUGGGCGGAGCCUCGGCCCUCUUGGUGGGCGGAGCCUCGGCCCUCUUGGUGGGCGGAGCCUCGGCCCCCUUGGUGGGCGGAGCCUCGGCCCUCCCGGUGGGCGGAGCCUCGGCCCUCCCGGUGGGCGGAGCCUCGGCCCUCCGGUGGGCGGAGCCUCGGCCCUCCCGGUGGGCGGAGCCUCGGUCCUCUUGGUGGGCGGAGCCUCGGCCAGGAGUUUUGCACCUGGCUGCUGAGUCGCAUGUG
Messenger RNA from Poeciliopsis prolifica (blackstripe livebearer), 1328 nucleotides. RefSeq names its product tetraspanin-14-like. The record is from RefSeq and is a predicted model, not a curated record. Gene Ontology annotation, cellular component: membrane. Gene Ontology annotation, biological process: protein maturation; protein localization to plasma membrane; regulation of vascular endothelial growth factor signaling pathway. Lineage: Eukaryota; Metazoa; Chordata; Actinopteri; Cyprinodontiformes; Poeciliidae.